AUGAGGAACCCUUCUCUUGCACGGUUACCAUACCGUGCUUUGUCUGGUCUGACCAGCACUGCCCGAUUCCAGUCACAAAGUCUCCUCCGCUUGCGAUGCGCAUCCACGUCCGCCUUGCGGCCGUCCGGAGUCGCGCCGGCUUAUCAGUCGAUUUUGAGGCAAUGGGAACAACGCCGCAACGCCGCGUCUGCCAGUGCUUCCGCAGUUCUGGAGGCUGCUGCGGCCAGCCCUGACAGUCUGUCGCAAGCCGCCAUCAUUGACAACUUGGAUCCCAUCGAAGCUGCUCGCUUGGACAAAGUCCGAAACAUUGGUAUCGCCGCCCACAUCGACAGCGGCAAGACCACAUGUACCGAGCGAGUCCUUUUCUAUACCGGCCGUAUCAAAGCAAUCCACGAGGUCCGCGGACGAGAUGCCGUCGGUGCCAAGAUGGACUCGAUGGAUUUGGAACGUGAGAAGGGUAUCACCAUUCAGUCUGCAGCCACUUUCUGUGACUGGGUCAAGAAGGACAAGCAGGGCGUCGAUCAAAAGUACCACAUCAACUUGAUUGAUACCCCUGGCCACAUUGAUUUCACCAUCGAAGUCGAGAGAGCGCUGCGCGUUCUGGAUGGUGCCGUCAUGAUUCUGUGCGCUGUCUCCGGUGUCCAGUCCCAGACUAUCACUGUUGAUCGUCAAAUGCGCCGUUACAACGUGCCCCGUAUCUCCUUCGUCAACAAGAUGGACCGUAUGGGUGCCAACCCAUUCAAGGCCAUUGAACAGAUCAACACCAAGCUCAAGAUGCCUGCUGCUGCAGUCCAGGUCCCUAUCGGUGCCGAGGACGAGUUUGAGGGAGUCGUUGACUUGAUCCGCAUGAAGGCACUUUACAACAGGGGCGAGAGUGGUGAAGACAUCGUUGAGUCUGACAAAAUUCCUGACAAGGUCAAGGACAUUGCUCAAGAGCGACGGGCGAUGCUUAUUGAGACCCUCGCCGACGUCGACGACGAGAUCGCUGAGAUUUUCCUGGAUGAGGGUGAGCCCACUGAAGACCAGCUCCGCGCUGCCAUUCGCCGUGCCACCAUCGGCCUGAAGUUCACUCCCGUCUUCAUGGGAUCUGCUCUGGCUAACAAGUCUGUCCAGCCCAUGCUGGACGGUGUCGUCGACUUCUUGCCUAAUCCCGCGGAGGUGGAGAAUCUGGCCCUGGAUCAAAAGCGAAACGAGGCUUCCGUGAAGCUCGUUCCCUACAACUCCCUGCCCUUUGUCGGUCUUGCAUUCAAGCUGGAGGAGAGUAACUUUGGCCAGUUGACCUACAUUCGGGUGUACCAGGGUACCCUCCGCAAGGGUUCCAAUGUGUUCAACGCUCGCAACAACAAGAAGGUGAAGGUGCCUCGUAUUGUGCGUAUGCACUCCAAUGAGAUGGAGGAAGUCAACGAAAUUGGAGCUGGUGAGAUCUGCGCCGUGUUCGGUGUUGAGUGUGCGUCCGGUGAUACCUUUACCGACGGUCAACUUGGCUACAGCAUGUCGUCCAUGUUUGUCCCGGAGCCUGUCAUCUCGCUUUCUAUCAAGCCCAAGCAAACUAAGGAUGCGGCCAACUUUUCCAAGGCCAUGGCCCGUUUCCAGCGCGAGGACCCCACUUUCCGCGUCACUUACGAUAGCGAGAGUGAGCAGACCAUCAUUUCCGGCAUGGGUGAACUCCACCUUGACAUCUACGUCGAGCGUAUGCGCCGAGAGUAUCGCGUCGAUUGCGAGACUGGUCAGCCCCAGGUCGCAUACCGUGAGACGAUCGGUCGUCGUGUUGAAUUUGAUCACUUGCUCAAGAAGCAAACCGGUGGUGCUGGUGACUAUGCCCGUGUUAUGGGAUGGAUGGAGCCUACCGGUACUCUUGAGGAGAACAAGUUCGAGCAGCAAGUCGUUGGUGGUAGCAUUUCGGAGAAGUUCUUGUACGCUUGUGAAAAGGGCUUCAACAUCUCUUGCGAGAAGGGUCCUCUCAUCGGCCACAAGGUUCUUGGCACCUCCAUGGUCAUCAACGAUGGUGCCACUCACAUGACUGAUUCGUCUGAAAUGGCGUUCAAGAAUGCUACGCAGCAGGCCUUCCGUAAGGCUUUCACUGAGAGUAACCCUGCCGUGCUGGAGCCCUUGAUGAAGACAGUGGUCACUGCUCCCUCGGAGUUCCAAGGUGAUGUUAUUGGUCUGCUGAACAAGCGUGGUGCCACCAUCAAUGACACCGAGACCGGUGUUGAUGAGUUCACCAUCUACGCGGACUGCAGUCUGAACGGCAUGUUCGGCUUCAGCUCCAACCUCCGUGCUGCUACCCAGGGCAAGGGUGAAUAUACCAUGGAGUUCAGCCAUUACGAGAAGGCUCCUCCACAAGUCCAGAAGGAGCUUAUCGCCAAGUACCAGAAGGCUCAAGCUGACCGAAAUAAGAAAUAA
This is a messenger RNA of Penicillium oxalicum, 2403 nucleotides long. Its product is annotated as elongation factor G. Bases 1 to 2403 code for a protein of 800 amino acids. Gene Ontology annotation, cellular component: mitochondrion. NCBI's taxonomy places the organism in Eukaryota, Fungi, Ascomycota, Eurotiomycetes, Eurotiales, Aspergillaceae. The record is from RefSeq and is a predicted model, not a curated record. The transcript has 4 exons. Gene Ontology annotation, molecular function: translation elongation factor activity; GTP binding; GTPase activity. Gene Ontology annotation, biological process: mitochondrial translational elongation.